Messenger RNA from Amborella trichopoda, 2720 nucleotides. NCBI's taxonomy places the organism in Eukaryota, Viridiplantae, Streptophyta, Magnoliopsida, Amborellales, Amborellaceae. The record is from RefSeq and is a predicted model, not a curated record.
ACAAGUAUGCUAGUAACCCCAAAUAGUAGCCACAUAGAGGAACUGAAUAGGCCACAAAAGCUGAAGGGUAUACGAUUCCAAAGAAACUUCUAACAAUUGAUGGUAAGAGCUGUCUUUUAAAGUGCACAACAAAAUCUAUUUUUUCUUUUAUAGUAGAAAAAAUUAUUACUCCACUUGUAUGUGGCUCAUCAGCAUGUAUCUAGUAAAUAUUUUAUUUGUGAGUGAAAUACUGACAAACUGUCCAAGCCUGUGGUCAUCCAUUAAUAAAACACUUAGCAAUAUAAUCAUACAAGAAAAAAACCUCAGGAUACCAACCUUGCACGAAAGAUUCGACACGAUGCCAAAGCGUUAAGUCCUUGAUGUAUGAUUUCAUGGAAUUUUAGAGUUGAAUUAAUGAAGAGAAACAUCAAUACUCCUAAGGAAGGCAGGCGAAACAAUUUUGCAGGGUUCAGUGUUUUAAAACCCAAAACAGUGGUGGAACCAGUCACCAGCUGAAUCAAGCCGGCUCAGCCAGUUUCGGUCUGGCUCUCCAGUUCUCUAGGAAAAUUUUCUACACAAAACAAAAGUAAUAAAAAAAUUUGGUGGGAACCGAGCAAGUCCGUGAUGCCUUUAGACCUAGACAAGUACCCCACCAUACUGGCCCAGGCAGUUUCAAGCCCCCUCACCUAUUUUUAAAACCAUGAGUGGCGCUUUUUAUGAGGGUUCUUUUUCCUUUGGAUCUUCACUUCUUUUAAAAUCCGAAAAUCCAUUGCCACAUGACUGUUGUCUUGCUGUAAACUUUGCAACCCAGCAUGGCUUCGUCAAAAGAGAUCUGAGACAUCAAAUUCAGGGCAAAAUGGGUCAUGGUAACUUAGGUUUUCUCACUUUUAUUGAAGGUUGAUUCAAAAAGCUUGUAAUGCACAAUAGUUCGCCAUUGCCACCUGUAUAGGCUUAUUCUUAUUUUGUUGUCGGAACUCUCAAGUCAUUUCUAGAUUCAAACAGGGCCUCUGCCAUAUUGAUUAGAUUGACCUACCCUGGUCAAUCACCCAAAGAAGCUGUAAAUCUAAACAAAUGCUUCGUCUCUAUUUCCUCCCAAGAUUGUAUUGGCAUUUUCCUAUAUAUUGUGCUCAAGUCAGCUACUUGACCUCUCUAAAAUUCUCACAAGUAGAUGGCUUAAAAUCAUUUAUCAUGAGAAACAUAAGCCUCAACUAUUAUGGUCUAUACUCACUCCAAGGGAAAUAUUACAUAGGGGUAGGGGCCCAAAUCCCCACUGACCCACUUUUAAUUACCCAACAAAAAAUUAGGGGCAACAAUGACCAAAAAUUUAAAUGUAUACAUCUUGCAAUUGAGAAACAUGUGCCUAAUUACUGAAGAAAAACCUCGCCUAAUUAUUGAAGAAAAACCUCUAUAGGCCACAAGAAUGAGAAAGCCCCCAACUAGAAAGACCUUCAACAGAAUACAAAUGGCAAGGACACCAGGUGAAAGAGGCCUUUUAAUGUUAGAUACUUGGAUGAACGAUGACCCAAGUGAUAAAUUAAGGGAAAAUAUCUCCUUACCCCCUAAUUUUAACUUCUCUAUCUCUUUAGACCCAAGGAUGAAAAAUAUUACUUGGAAGCAAAGGACCUCCAUUUUUCUAUCUUGCAACCCCCUGAAACCUUUUUUUGAUGAAUUUUUUACCCCAAUAAAAAUCAAAAUGACAUCCUGUCUUGCAAAAGCUUCAUUUGUGGGUUUUUUUAGAGAGAGAGGGAAUGAUCUCUCAUCCUUGGGUCGCUCUCUCUCUACCCACCUCUCACCCCCCCAACCCAUCUCGAAUUCAAGCCAAGACACCUUAGAGUCUCACAUUUUUGGGGUUGGCAAACCUUCCUCUCUCAUCAAGGAGAGAGAUCCACCACCCAUCUGACCAGACUCCAUAGAAGUGCUCAAGAGAAUCAUUUCUCUCUCUUCUUGUUCUUCUCUCUAACAUCUUGAGGAGAGAGAAGCACCCACAACCCACUCGUGAAAGAAGUUCUUCCUCUUCUCUCUCACCACAUUGAGAGAGAAGAAUUACCCACAAUCCCAACAUGUAAGAAGCACCUCUCUUAUGAGGAGAGAAAGGAGAGAGAGGAGAGAGAGAGACUGAAUCAGGUAAAAUAUGGGUGGGUGGGCAAUUGCGAUUCAUGGUGGCGUAGGGAUCGACCCGAGCUUGCCGCUGCAGUGCCAAGAAGAGGCCUGCCAAGCCCUUCUCUCCGCUCUCCAUCUCGGCAUCUCUGCCCUCCGCUCUGCCUCCUCCGCCGUCGAUGUCGUAGAAUUAGUGGUCAGGGAACUCGAAUUAAACCCCCUGUUCAAUUCAGGUCGUGGAUCGGCUCUGACAGCGCAAGGAACGGUGGAGAUGGAUGCUAGCAUUAUGGAUGGCUCUACGAGGAAGUGUGGCGUUGUAUCGGGGAUCUCCACUGUUAAAAAUCCGAUCUCUCUUGCCCGCCUGGUCAUGGACAAAUCACCCCAUGCCUAUCUUGCUUUUGAUGGAGCUGAAGCCUUUGCAAGACAGCAUGGUACAGAGAUUGUGGACACAAUUUUUUUCAUUACAGAGGAGAAUGUUAUCAGAUUAAAGAAAGAAGCACCUCUCUCUCACCCAAGUUGAUGAGAGAGAAGAAAUAUCUGCAACCCCACCAUGAGAGAAAAUCUUCUCUCUCUACCAUGUUGGUGAGAGAGAAGAAAAACCCACCACCCAAUAAUGACAGAAAAGCUUUUCUCGUGAAGAUAAA